GACGGCGUAGUGAUACCACUAGAGCUCGUUCGGUUAACACGGACUCCAUUGCUGUUCUGGGUUUUGAGUGCGUUUCACGUCGGCCCGAUAGCUUCAAUAUUACUAGCCUACACAAGGCUUUAUAUUCACGUUCAAACUUCUAACGGAAUUAUUUAUUAAUAAAUACUACUUGCAACAAAAUCAUUAGUUUAUAAUAACAAAGAUUCAGUUAAAUUGAGUGUAAAUAAUAUUAUCAAAAUUUUCAUUUUUCAAAAUUAACAUUUAUUUCCGGGAUUUUUUUUUGGUUAAAAAAAUUCAUUCUGUGUGAAUUGUGAAGAGGAUUACUUUACUUAUCUGACUCUUUAUCUUCAAUUAUCUUCGACUUUUUCCAGUCUUGAUUAUUUUGAGAAUAUCUAUUAAAACAAGCCAACAUGGCUGAUCAACUUACAGAAGAACAAAUUGCUGAAUUCAAAGAGGCAUUCUCGCUGUUUGAUAAGGAUGGUGAUGGUACUAUUACAACAAAAGAAUUAGGUACUGUAAUGCGUUCAUUGGGUCAAAAUCCAACAGAAGCAGAACUUCAAGAUAUGAUCAAUGAAGUGGAUGCUGACGGCAAUGGAACGAUUGAUUUUCCGGAGUUUCUAACGAUGAUGGCACGUAAGAUGAAGGACACUGACAGCGAAGAGGAAAUCAGAGAGGCCUUCAGGGUGUUUGAUAAGGACGGAAAUGGUUUUAUAUCAGCUGCAGAAUUGAGACAUGUGAUGACAAAUCUUGGUGAGAAAUUGACUGAUGAAGAAGUCGAUGAAAUGAUUCGAGAGGCGGAUAUUGAUGGCGAUGGCCAAGUUAAUUAUGAAGAAUUCGUCACAAUGAUGACGUCAAAGUGAACGUAACUUACGUGUAAGGAUAAUUUUCAAUUUGGAGUGGUGUUGACGUACUAAGAUAAAAAAAAAAAUUAAAUACGAAAAAAAUAAUACGAAGUAAAAAAUUUCAUUAAAGAAAAUUUUAAGUGAAUAGACAACAGCAACAACAGCCGCCGUACAUCUAUGAUAACAGUAACAACAGCAAAAACAGGAUUAACAUAAUGAUAAAAUAUAAUUUUUAAAGAAGUAAAUGAAUCAACAGCUGAUAAGAAAAAA
Molecule: messenger RNA, 1112 nt
Organism: Chelonus insularis
Lineage: Eukaryota; Metazoa; Arthropoda; Insecta; Hymenoptera; Braconidae
Product: calmodulin
Exons: 4
Coding region: 411-860 (149 amino acids)
Molecular function (GO): calcium ion binding; enzyme regulator activity
Source: RefSeq, a predicted model, not a curated record